Messenger RNA from Etheostoma spectabile (orangethroat darter), 633 nucleotides. RefSeq lists its product as uncharacterized. Gene Ontology annotation, biological process: T cell receptor signaling pathway; regulation of cytokine production. The record is from RefSeq and is a predicted model, not a curated record. The transcript is spliced from 5 exons. The coding region runs from base 4 to 633 and encodes 209 amino acids. Gene Ontology annotation, molecular function: signaling receptor binding. NCBI's taxonomy places the organism in Eukaryota, Metazoa, Chordata, Actinopteri, Perciformes, Percidae. Gene Ontology annotation, cellular component: external side of plasma membrane.
AUCAUGUCGACAGGCAUCAUGAAAACUUUUAACUUUCUACUUUUGACUAGUUUGCUGUUUGCUGAAACUAUCCUGGGAGCGUAUCGUGUCAGUUGUCCAGCUCUGAUCGAGGCAGUAGAAGGGGACGCUGUGACUCUGCGGGGUUCUCUGCGUCCUCCGGUCAACUUGUCUCCUUACACAGUGGAUCUGAAGAGACUCGACCUCCGUGACGACCUCGUCCACGUGUACCGACAUGAACAAGAUGAUUUCCUCUCACAGAGUCAUCGCUUCAAACACAGAACUACCCUGGUCCACGGAGACCUGGUCCGAGGAGACGUGACUCUGCAGGUCUCCCCGGUAAACCUGUCUGACGCAGGACGGUACGAAGUCUACGUCCCAAAACUGAAAGCCCGAUGUGGUUUUAACCUCACUGUUGAAAGAAAAGCGAACAGGACAAAGAGAAAUGAUUUCACCACGUCUGGACGUCCAGUGGAGGACGAGACCGAGUCAGAGCAUCGGGAUGUUGAGAACUGGAAGCUUCCCUGUGUUGUUAUCCUUCCCGUUGGUUUCCUCCUCCUGGUCCUGUUUCUGAUGAAAGAACACAUCAUGCCAGAGACAGCUGCAGCUUUAAUCCACAUUAACGCUGAGAUGUGA